AGAGGCUUUGGCUAGCGGCAGUGCGGACGAGACAGCAAAGGUUUGGGAUUUGUCUACUGGCAGCUGUCUAGCCACGUACAAAUUUCAUGAAAACAAGGUGCAAGCGGUGCUGUGGCAUCCCUCUGAGGCCUCCAUGCUGGCGACUGCUUCUUACGACAAAACUGUGCGGCUCAUCGAUGUUAGGCAACCCAAUGUCGCGGUGAGCGCAGAGGACGGGUCUUUAGAGUGUAUUGACUUUCGUAAGGCAGCAACAGGCCCUGCUUCUGCUGCAGCACCAUCUGCUGCUGCUGCUGCUGCUCCUCGUUUGUGGCGCAUAGCGGCACACUCAGCAGCAGCAACAGCACUGCAGCAGCAGCAGCAGUUACCAGGGCUGUUAGUUAGCUGCGGCUUAGACGAAACAGCAAAAGUUUGGGAUUUGCGGUGUAUAGACAGCAAAACCCAGGGGCCAGUGCUGCUGCACGAGAAAGACCUGAAAGUGGGGCCUCUCUUCAGCUGCCGCGCAAGCGAAGAGAAGGGCGUCUUCGGGUUUGGGGGUUCGCAGGUAGUGAUAUGGGAUUUAGGAGAGACAGAGCACAUUGCGAAGGCUUUCAAGCUCUAA
Molecule: messenger RNA, 598 nt
Organism: Eimeria acervulina
Lineage: Eukaryota; Apicomplexa; Conoidasida; Eucoccidiorida; Eimeriidae
Product: MGC83228 protein, related
Exons: 4
Biological process (GO): rRNA processing
Cellular component (GO): nucleus
Molecular function (GO): protein binding
Source: RefSeq, a predicted model, not a curated record